Mus musculus (house mouse) is the source of this 4755-nucleotide messenger RNA. It is a transcript of the gene Tns4, whose product is annotated as tensin 4. The transcript has 13 exons. NCBI's taxonomy places the organism in Eukaryota, Metazoa, Chordata, Mammalia, Rodentia, Muridae. The record is from RefSeq and is marked validated. Bases 162 to 2252 code for a protein of 696 amino acids. Gene Ontology annotation, biological process: intracellular protein localization. Gene Ontology annotation, cellular component: cytosol; cytoskeleton; focal adhesion.
UUGCAGUUUACCUGGCCUCAGCACAGUUCAAUCCUGAGAGUCUUGAGUGGAACAGCGGCCACGAGCAGGUCCUUGGAGCCCUCGUGAGCAGGAUCUAGCUCCGAGGCAGAAGUGAGGCUGCUUGGAAGCCUGGGGUAAAGCCCUGGGCUCACUGCCCCAUCAUGUCCAGCUCUCUGCUGGCUGGAGGUCACAUGGUCAGCUUGACUCCCUGUGAGGAAUCCAGGAUGGCCCUGCACCCAACCCCCAGCCCUGGCCUCCCAGCCCUGUGUCCUUACUACACCACAGAGAGCUGGGGAACCCAGCCUCUGAUGGCCCCCACACUCCGCAAAGGCAGCUCCGACAGGCUCCAGCAGGCCCAGCAGGCUGAAGCCAGAGCUCACUGCCUCCUUCAGGGCCCUGGGGAGCAGGCCUCAGGGGCCUCGCAGGAUCUGGAAUCUUGCAUUGACUUCUCCCUGGAGGCCCUCAACCAGAUGAUCCUAGAGAUCGACCCUACUUUCCAGUUGCUUCCCUCUGGGACUGCUGGUCCCCAGGCUGAGUCUACCAACAGUAUCAUGUCAAGGAACAAGAAGGAGGAACCCGAAGCCUUAGAUAUAAAGUACAUCGAAGUGACCUCCACCAGAUCAAGAUACCUUGACGGUCCCCAACGCUGCUCCAGCCCGUGUGCCACCCCACCAUUUGGCUCCCCGCGCAGUGGCAGCCUCUUCCUCUCCAGGGACAUCCCCCGAGAGACCCGCAGCAGCAGCAACGAGAGCCUCAUCUUCUCUGGGAACCAGGGCAGGGGUCCCUCUCCUCUCACCCCUUCUUCCCUUAGCAAUGCCAUCCCUUGCCGAGAAAGCAGGACCUCCGGCUCUCCACUGGCAACUCCUCCAGGCUGGGAGAAAGGGCUCAGGGCCCCACAGCGGGGCAGCAGGGUCUCUAUACUGUCAGCCAGCCCUGUAUCGGAUGUCAGCUAUGUGUUUGGAAGCAAUCAGUCCCUCCCCCACUCAAGCCUCUCCAGCUAUCCGUCAUCUUCUAGAUCCUUGGGAAGUCCAGCCAGCUCAUCUUCCAGCCUCCACAGCCUGGACCGAGGGUCUCAGUGUGGGAGACCUAGUGAUGCCCAGGCUCCUAGUAACCCCAUACUGGGCAUGGGCCAGCCCCAAGCAGUGCAGUCUACUCCAGUGGCUAAGGAGCAGGCUAGUAGCUGCCCCGCAUCUGUCACCAACUCCAUGGCGGACAUACCCAUAGUGCUCAUCAAUGGGAGCCCAGAACCACAGUCUCCCCCAGCCCAGCGGACACCAGGACACCAGGACUCUGUCCAGUCUAGGGUUACAUCUCCCAGCCACCUCUGUCAAGCCAUUAAGAGCCCCAGCAAGACUCUGCCAGAUGUUCCUCUCCCUGCAUCUCCAGAUGGUCCUGCCAAGGACAUGCAGCCCACCAUGAAGUUCGUGAUGGACACAUCAAAGUAUUGGUUUAAGCCAAGCAUCACUCGAGAGCAAGCAAUCAAUCUCCUGAGGACGGAGAAGCCGGGUGCCUUUGUCAUCAGGGACAGUUCCUCCUACAGAGGCUCCUUCGGCCUUGCCCUGAAGGUACAGGAGACUUCCGCAUCUGCUCCAAACCGACCAGGCGAGGACAGCAGUGACCUUAUCCGUCACUUCCUGAUUGAGUCUUCGGCCAAAGGAGUACAUCUGAAAGGAGCAGAUGAGGAGCCCUACUUUGGGAGCCUCUCUUCCUUCGUGUGCCAGCACUCCAUUAUGGCCCUGGCCCUGCCCUGCAAACUCACCAUCCCACAGAAAGAACUGGGAGGUGCAGAGCCAGCAUCGGACUCCCCCACACACGGCCAGACCUCCUGCCUGAAGAUAUCAGCCGGUUGCCACACACUGUACCUGAGUUCUGUGAGUGUGGAGACCCUGAGCGGAGCCCUGGCUGUGCAGAAGGCUAUCUCAGUCACCUUGGAGAGGGAUGUCCUCCCCACACCCACUGUCGUCCACUUCAAAGUCACUGAACAGGGCAUUACUCUGACAGACGUCCAAAGGAAGGUGUUCUUCCGACGGCACUACCCACUCAGCGCCCUCCGCUUCUGUGGAAUGGACCCCGAGCAACGGAAGUGGCAGAAGUACUGCAAGCCUUCCAGGAUCUUUGGGUUUGUGGCCAAGAGCCAGACAGAACCACAAGAGAACGUGUGCCACCUCUUCGCAGAGUACGAUGCGGUCCAGCCAGCUUCCCAGGUCAUCAGCCUAGUGACUGCUCUGCUUCAGGACACAGAAAGGAUGUAGAAGGGUGCCAUCUGUGUGCCUUCUCUGACAUCUCAAGGGACUUGCCCAGGACAUGGAACUGUGGCCUCCUUGACAAACCUAUCUCUUGGACUCAAGUUGGAUUGAUCAAGUUGAACCCUUUGAACCUGAUGUGACUUCAGCAAUAACCUUCACCUGACUCUGGAGCCUCCGUCUCUUCGAUUAUAAAGACACCCGUCCUUAAGACAGCCGCUCCUUGGACACUCGGCUGGAAGUCUUUAGUGUGUUCCUCCAUACUACUGAAGCCCACCCACAUCCAAGAUCCCUUAUGUAAAAACUGUCUGCAAGGACCGUCUGGCUUCAUUUCCCUGAGCACUCCCUACAUGGUAGGUUGUACCAGAGACCUAUGACCCCUGCCUUGUGGUAAACAGCAGGUGUUGGAUCAGAACCAUCGAUUUCCUGGCUGGCACCUGGUGUUGAUUCGCGGAGUUUGGGGACAGAUUCUAUUUCCCCACACCUGUUCCUUUUCUCGGUUUGCUGAGGGCCUCUUGGAUCCACUGGCCCAGAGAUUUAAAAGUUUGGGGUUGAGGAUGUGUGUAGCUCAGUUGGUAGACUGAUUGCCCUACAUGAACGGGACUGAAUUUGAUCACCAGCCCCACAAACCAUUCUCAAUGGUCAAUGGUUGUAAUCCCAGCACUACAAGGCAGGAAGAUCAUAAGUUCAAGGUCAUUCUUAUCUAUAUAAUGAGUUUAAGGCAGUCUAAGCUACAUGAGACCCUGUUGAGAGAAAGAGACAGAAAGGCAUGCACGUGCGCGUGUGUGCACACGCACACACACACACACACACACACACACACACACACACAAUGGGAGUGGGAUUAAGGUUUUCAUAAAUCUCAGCCAAUGGUCUUCAAAGCCUUUACCUGAAGAGACCACACUCCAACACGGAGCUGGGGGCAUCGCUCCACAAAGACCUGCUGUGGGAAGAGGGUACUGAAUGGGCAAGAGCCUACAAGGUUCAGUCUAUGAUGGAGAGGGGACCAGGUCAAGGGCCUCAGCCAGAGCAGACCAGGCUGCCUCAGAGCAUACACCUUAUAAUGCAACCCACUUCAGCUGGCUUUGGGGAAAGGGGCAUCAAAUUCAGCCUGCCCCAAGGUUGUCAGAGUCAAGUCUGGGAGCAGAAAAGGGGUGAGUUUUCACAUCCCUGCAUCUUCUGCUUUGCAAUGAAGGUUCUGUCGGUGAGGCCUUCUCUAAUGCAGUAUUCAUGAUGUUCUCAUUCAUGUUCUCAUUCAUGAUGUUCAUGAUCUUGAGAUCUAUCUGCUGCAGUUUUUUGACUCCUGUCUGGUGGAACAUCCUGGAUUUCUUGGAUUUUUAGGUGUAAUUUGCCAAGGUCUUGGAAUCUUUUUCCCAAGAGCAUGAUAGAAAGAUCCCUGGACUCUGCUGUUACAAGCGUGGACUCUUGUCUCACCUCAUCAAUUAUUCUGUGAUGUUGAAUCAGGAUUCUAAAGGCUAGCUUUUUUCAGUAGAAGACCCUUGUACCCACGAUUAGAAAAGACUCAGCAGGGCCAGGCAGAGGUGGCGCACGCCUUUAAUCCCAGCACUUGGGAGGCAGGCAGAGGCAGGCAGAUUUCUGAGUUCAAGGCCAGCCUGGUCUACAGAGUGAGUUCCAGGACAGCCAGAGCUAUACAGAGAAACCCUGUCUUGGAAAAAAAAAAAAAAGACUCAGCAAUGUUCACAUUCUUCAUGUCUAAUCCCUCCUUGCCCACCCAUUACAAAUGAACAUCAUCCCAAACUUUGCUUUCAGUUUCUUGGUAAGCAACAGCUGUCUGGCAAUGCUCAAGGAAUCCACAUCUGGUGGGUAGGAGAAGAGAGACCCUGUUGCUAUAGUACAGAGACAAGUAUAUCUCUGCCCCAGCUCCAGUCUUGCUGGAUCCUCCUCCAGCUCCAACACACACACACACACACACACACACACACACACACACACUCAUAACCAUGUGGCAUCACCAACCUUACAACCACAAGGGGGAAGCAGAGAGUCAAGCAUGCAGACAGGCAGCUUUCCCAGCUGGUUAAAGAAGCUGGGCCCUUUUCCUCCCACACCCUGCCAGCCUUGCAUAAGCCAUUUGUUGCAGCAUUUGUUGCUCUUGGUCCAGUCCGCCUGCCUCCUUAGGAGACCGUUCCAUGACAUGCAAGGGGAAGCUCACAGAAGAAGCCCACUGUAACUCAGUGUGAAGCAAGUGUUUGUCCCUGCCCGCUAUCAGCCUACAGAGCAACAUUGUCAUUGGCCAAGGUCAGUCCUGAGGGAUGAUGAUUUCAAUGUCAGAAAAGCAAAUCAGACCCAAGGGUGGGGGUGGGGGGAUGCUAGGUCAGUGGUACAGGCCAAGACCGGCCUUCCCAGUGUGGGAUCAGGCUCUGUGCCACUGCCGGGGUCUGCAGGGUGUUAGCAAAGUUUUCCCAGUUAGUAGUGCCAGUUCUAGGCUGAAUGGGAGAGUCCUCCACAACUCCCUGUGUGCCUCAUGGAAAAUAAAGUUUUUUGCACCAUA